AUGUCUGGAAGUACAUCAAUGGUUUUCACUCAUACAUGCGAUUCAACUCGCCUUUUGGCUUUGAUGCUUCAAAACCUUGGUUUAAGGGCCAUCCCAAUUAGUGGUCAAAUGAGCCAGGCAAAAAGACUUGGAGCCUUAAACAAGUUCAAGGCUGGAGAAUGUAGUAUUCUUAUAUGCACUGACGUUGCCAGUAGAGGACUUGAUAUUCCAUCUGUUGAUAUGGUUAUCAAUUAUGACAUCCCUGCAAACUCGAAGGACUAUAUACACAGAGUGGGCAGAACUGCCCGGGCAGGACGAUCUGAAGUUGCUAUCUCACUAUUGAAUCAGUAUGAGUUGGAGUGGUUCAUACAGAUAGAGAAGCUUAUUGGUAAGAUGUUGCCCGAGUUUCCAGCCCAAGAAGAAGAAGUUCUGUUGUUGUUGGAACGUGUCACAGAAGCGAAAAGGAAAUCUCAGAUGAAAGUAAAAGAAGCGGGAGGCGGGUAUGUUUCUGGCAAGAAAGGACUAUAUCGAUCAUUUUUAAGGUGAAUUUGAUUAUGAUAUGAUAUUUGAUUUAUUGUUUUGUGGUUGUAAACAAAAUAGAUUUGUAGUUGGCAGUGAUGCGUUUAUAUAAUAUUAAAUCAUUUGAUUCUUAUUAGGGACUGGCUGCUCAUGCAGAUAAAAUAACUUCUAUUCAAAUUAGUAUGAGUUUUGUGGGUCUUUGUAUACUGGUGGUUGAUUUGUUGAGUUGGAUAAAAUUCCGUAGCAUGGUUGAUUUGUUGUUCUUCCGAGGUCAGUUAGUCAUGGAUGAUUUAUGAGAGGGAAUUGGAAUUUUGGUAGAGUUGGUAUGUGAAAAAUGAUGUUAUCUUUGUCAAAGGGAA
This is a messenger RNA of Ilex paraguariensis (yerba mate), 857 nucleotides long. Lineage: Eukaryota; Viridiplantae; Streptophyta; Magnoliopsida; Aquifoliales; Aquifoliaceae. The record is from the annotation of a GenBank genome assembly.